UGUUCAGACGAGAAGUCAUCAAAAUGAUCAAAAUCCUGUACGAGAUAUUUACGAAAGUGGAAUGCGAAAACGUUCUUCGCAAAUAUUGCGAGCCAGAAGGUGCGGAUGUGAUUGCAUACAAGGUAAAACCGUUAUCGGAUAAGGUUCAAGGAUUUAUGGGUCAACACUACUUACUGGAAAUAACAUUUUCCAUUCCAAAAUCGGGGAACAAUGAGAUCCAAGGCUUCUUUUUAAAAGUCCUCAACGGGACAUCGAAAUUAAUAUUGGAAAUGUGCAUGUCGGUAAGGGCUUACGAAAAAGAGGAAUUUCACUAUAAUUUUCUGCAAAGGGAAUAUUUGAAAGAAAACAUAGAUAUAUCUUAUGGACCUCGUCUGUAUUUCUGCAAACCAUACAAAUUAGUAUUAGAAGAUUUAUGCCUACGUGGAUUCACGACGCGGAACAAGUAUGAUCAAUUCAGUUUGGACGAGUGUAAAGUUGUGCUGAAGAAUUUAGCUACAUUCCACAGUAGCUUUAUUAUCUACGAAAAGCGUAAAUCGGUAUGUCUUUUAGACUCGUACCCUGAAUGUCUGGAGGAUAGAAUAUUUACUACGGAAGUUACUUGUGGAUCAACUUGGAUUCGCUGCUCAAUCGAUGGUUUGGUUAAAAUUGUGGAUCAUAUAGACAUCAUCAGCGAGUUGGAAAAAAAUACUUUGAAAUCUGAUAUAAUGGAAGUGUACCAGAAGACUUGCGAUAAGCAAGUGAAUAGGAAAUGUCUGAAUACAAUUUUGCACGCCGAUUUAUGGUCGAACAAUUUCUUAUUCAAGUAUAAAGAUGGCAAGGUUACAGAUUGUAUGUUAUUGGAUUACCAGGCCAUCAAGUAUGGGCCUCCAGCUUCCGACGUUAUGCAAAUGAUUAGAACGAACACAAACAGCAAGUUUCGUCAAGACAAUCUCAAUGACUUGCUGAAGUUUUACUACGAGUGUCUUUCAACUUGUUUAUCUAAAGCCGGAUACUCCUGUGAGAACUACUUCACGAUGAAUGAUUUUCUUGAUUCGUGUAAGGAAGUUGACUUGGAUGUCACGUUACAAUCGAUAGCUGGAAGAUCCAUGACAUUCCUGUCAGAAGACGUUAUUGCAGAGUAUGUCGCAACCGAGGAAGCUAAUAGAAAAUUCAUGUUUGAAGAUCGUAGCAAAGUUAUGGUCAAUUCAUUUUUAACAUCGGAUCUCUGCAGGGAAGUUCUUUUAGAUGAUUUAAUGGACUUUAAGAAUACGGUUUCAAAAUAUAAACAUUUAUAAUAUGUCAA
Messenger RNA from Nicrophorus vespilloides, 1282 nucleotides. RefSeq lists its product as uncharacterized. Lineage: Eukaryota; Metazoa; Arthropoda; Insecta; Coleoptera; Silphidae. The transcript has a single exon. The record is from RefSeq and is a predicted model, not a curated record. Bases 24 to 1274 code for a protein of 416 amino acids.